CUUUUUUUUUUUUCUUUUUGUUCUGUUUCAUCUUUGCGCUUUCUUUAUGGUCGGUCAGUCACAUUCUGGUUAAAAAAAAUAAGAAUUGUUUUUCGUUUGGUAAAGGAUAUCUUUUCAACCCGAUUUCCAUUUUCUCUUGUAAAACAUCUCAUCCUCGUCCAUUUCUUUUUCUCUCACUCCGGUAAAAAAAGUUAUCAACUUUGUCUUUCCCAAAAGCUUUAAUCUUUUGUCCCCAUUUUCCUUUUAUUUAGCUCCUCUGUGUAGUUUCUGGAUCGUACCUGUUGUACAAGACGGAGAAAACGCAGAUAGAUUGCUUCUUUGUCCUGAAACCCUCAAUUCAGACAAAAAAAAAAUCAUUGUUUUCUGACGAAGAGACACACCUAAUGGGCUCAGAACAAGAACAGAGGAAAAAGUGGGGAGGUUGUUUAGGAGUCUUGUCAUGUUUCAAGUCCCAAAAGGCCCUAAAACAAAUCGCCCCCGCCUCCUCUCGCAUUCCUGAAUGCGGCAAUGCCUCAGCUUCACAACCAAGCGGAGGUGUCUUGACCAACCAAGCUACUACAAGAGCAAUGAAUCCAGCUUUCAUGGCUCCACCCUCCUCUCCCGCUUCCUUCACAAACUCCGCUCUUCCUUCAACCGCUCAGUCACCAAACAACUACUUAUCUCUCUCUGCCAACUCCCCUGGAGGUCCUUCUUCUAGCAUGUACGCCACCGGACCUUACGCUCACGAAACCCAACUGGUCUCACCUCCUCCUGUUUUCUCCACUCUCACCACCGAGCCCUCCACUGCUCCUUUCACUCCUCCUCCGGAGCUUGCACACUUGACUACUCCUUCUUCCCCUGAUGUCCCUUACGCUCGUUUCUUGAACUCUGGCAAUGGCCAUUACAAUGAUCUUCGCUCUACGUACUCUCUUUAUCCUGGUAGUCCAGCCAGAUCACCUCAAACUGGAGUCUCCACACCUCUGCAGGAUGAGUCGAACUUCUUCUGUCCUGAAACCUUUGCCAAGUUUUACUUGGAUCACGACCCUUCUGUUCCUCUAAACGGUGGAAGGUUAAGUGUGUCCAAGGAUUCAGAUGUGUACUCUACUAAUGGGAACCAGAACAGGCAGGCGAGGCAAGACAUGGAGGAGUUGGAAGAAGCUUAUAGAGCUUCCUUUGGGUUUAGUGCUGAUGACGUCAUCACAACUAGUCAGUAUGUAGAGUUCACUGAUGUGAUGGAUGACUCUUUAGUCAAGGCAAAGGCUUACUCAUCAAGUAAUGGACAAAAGCUGCUUAGAGGAGAAGCAAAUCUGCUGAGUCAAACAAGCUCAAAAUCAGAAGAGGUUUUACUGUCAAGAAACCGCAUCCACGCUCAUGAAGAGGCUUUAUUGUCAAGAGUGGGGUCUGUAAAGAAAUGGAACAGAAACUAUCCCGCUGGUGUUUCAAGCUCUGAUGCAGAGAUAGAAUACAGAAGAGGAAGAAGCUUAAGAGAAGACAGAGAGAACAGACACAGGAGAUAGCCUGAUCAAGGAACCAAAACAUAGCCAGCUCUAGCUCUGUUCUAAAGGUCUUUUUAAGUUGCAGAAGUAUUUAAUAUGAUCUUGUGAUGCUAACUCUUGAGAUAAGUAUUUAUUUUUUAAGUAUA
Messenger RNA from Brassica oleracea var. oleracea, 1621 nucleotides. RefSeq lists its product as uncharacterized. The record is from RefSeq and is a predicted model, not a curated record. The coding region runs from base 384 to 1496 and encodes 370 amino acids. The transcript has 2 exons. Lineage: Eukaryota; Viridiplantae; Streptophyta; Magnoliopsida; Brassicales; Brassicaceae.